CGUCAUAUUGCAGCGUUCCGCUUUCGAACAGAACGGUAUGUGAAGCGUUCCCGUUGCAUUUUGUGUGUGUGUUUCGUGGGUUGGGAUAAUAAUCACAAUGAUCAUGAAGUGGACUUCUGCUAUUGUCACGCUGAUUGUUGCCUUCGUCGUUUCCGUUAACUCUGUCCACGGUGAAGCCACAGCAUCCGUCGAAUGCUUGCAAAAAGUAGUGAAAGGCGAGAGGAUGGAACUGACGUGUAGCAUAGCAGGAACCAUACAAUCAGGGAUACUAUGGAUUCGACCAGACGGAAGUAAGGUAGUCGUCUGCAAUGCCAACAGCACUGAGUGUCGCUCGGUGGAUCCCGCCAAAUAUGAAGGGCACUACGCCGGCGUUGUUGAUUCGCUGUCCCGGCACACCCUGAUAAUCAAGUCGUUCAACCCGGACACUGACGCUGGGAACUGGGGCUGCAAGGAUGGCCCGUCAGGGAAACAAACCGCGUGUAAGAAGUCGGACAAAUUGUUAGUAAUAAGCUCCGAAGCCGCAGGAGGAAAGUAUGGUGAACGUGCCCACGUGACGUUAGCUUAUGUACUUAUCUUCUGGAACGUUGCCAAACUGGCCGCGAACCUGCAGAUCACUUCGUCCAUGUUCUUCAACUAGGUCAACUCUGAAGGCGGUUUUCACUCGGCCAUCUUAUAAAGACUGACCAAAAACAUGUUUAUAGUGAAAACAGGACACUUUGUUUUUUCCACUGAAUACGGUGUCCAAUCUCUAUUUCACCUAUGUGUGUAUGCGUAUACGUGUGAGUGUCUAUGUGUGCGUGUGAGUGUGUGUAUGUAUAUAUAUAUAUAUAUAUAUAUAUAUAUAUAUAUAUAUAUAUAUAUAUAUGUGUGUGUGUGUGUGUGUGUGUGUGUGUGUGUGUGCGUGCGCGCGUCUGUGUGUGCCUAUGUAUGUUCUGGCGCAUAUGCAGGUCUGCACGAACAAGAUCUGAAGUGGGGUGCACAACUUCUAGGGGAGAGGAAGGGGGGGGGGGGGGGGGGGGGGAGGCGCAUAUAUUUAUCUUUACCAUAAAUUGAUGUUUGUGCAUUAAUAAAUUGCUUUAGUUGCAUGAUGCUACCUGAACUUUGACCAUUUAUUAGUCUAUUAUCUUGUUUAUCAAAACUGAUGAAGUUCACUCGAUUCAAUUUGAUGCACGGAAAAUUAAUACAAGGUCAUUUUAAUUGAACUGUGCACGGCAAAAACAUGAUAAAUAGCUUCUAAACACAGUGCAUUAUACACGGGCAAUAGUACUACAUAACCAGUAGGUUGUUGUAAAUUUGUGUUAUUUAUAUAUUUUUUCAUCCAUCAACGUUUUGCUCCUAAAAUAAAAUAUUUUGCUCCCGUU
Molecule: messenger RNA, 1361 nt
Organism: Gigantopelta aegis
Lineage: Eukaryota; Metazoa; Mollusca; Gastropoda; Neomphalida; Peltospiridae
Exons: 6
Coding region: 98-637 (179 amino acids)
Source: RefSeq, a predicted model, not a curated record